Spodoptera exigua (beet armyworm) is the source of this 5677-nucleotide messenger RNA. Lineage: Eukaryota; Metazoa; Arthropoda; Insecta; Lepidoptera; Noctuidae. The record is from the annotation of a GenBank genome assembly.
AUGAUCAAUUUUCCGGGUUACUCGUACUCUAUUGAGAACGAAGGCGCGUGCGCGCGCGAAUGGUGGGCAGUGAUGGGGGGGCCGCGGCGCAUGUCCAGUGCGCUGCUGCUGCCCUUCGCGCUGCUGUCCCUGCCACAUACAGACGCUGGCAACGCUACCACCUACCGGGAAGAAGUAGAAUCGUCACUCCGUCUGGUGCAUGCAGUAGCUACUGGUGCAACGGGCGCGCUGUGUGUCACACAUCGGUAUGGGCGGCUGCGGGCACCACUGCACGCUGCACGCUGGGACACUGCAAGAGCCAGGGCUGAUCUAGCUGCUAAUUUACUUCAUCAACUGGGCUUGGAAUCAGCAGAAGUCCUAAUGGCAGUAUCACAAGGCUUAGUGCUUGGAUCAAGUCCUUCGGAGCGCGCUGUGGGGGCAAGAGCACUGGCUUUAAGAUCUGAUGGAGUGGUGAACAGUGCAGUAGCAUGGGAAAGAUACGGCACUGCUGAUCCUAUUGCUGUUGUGUCUCCACAGUUGGAAAAGCCACCAGACCCUGAAUAUCCGUGGUAUGUAUCAGCACAUGAGAUAGAAACACUUCGGUCUCCGAAGUUCAUGCCCUCUCCACCUGGUGCCACAAUGGAGGGAUGGUGGACGUAUCCAUAUUACAGCUGCGAAGCAAAGCGUUGGUUAUUGUCCUAUACCGUGCCUGUUGCUACAGUACGAGGAUUGAAAGGUAUUGUCUCGCUAGACAUAGACAUAUCGAGCUUGGAAAUAAACCAGUGCGAGGCAGAUACUGAAGACGAUAAUGAUAACCAAAUAUAUUCUUUUCACGGGACACACAAAUGCCCUAACGACACUACUUACUGUGAAUACAAACCAAACAGAGAAAUGAAUGUGCGACAUGCUGGUUGGGCACGAGGGUCAUAUAUUUGCCGAUGUCGUCCCGGAUACUAUUCGACACAUCACCGAGAAGGAUAUAAUGGAUCCCUUGUCGAAGUGGCUUACCAAGAAUACGAAGAAAACGAUCUUGAAAACUGGAGUGAGCCUUACGAGUGUCUGAAAUGUCAGCCGGGCUGCGAAACAUGCCGGGGACCGGAACCCUGCCUCGCCACCUACAACUGGCCAUUCCGGAUAUCUUUACUGGUAAUAUCAGUGAGCUGCGCUGUCAUGACAGUAUGUCUGACCAUCUAUACUCGUCACCAUCGCAGGGUGAAAGUGUUUCGAGUAGCCAGUCCUGUCUUUCUGUCUAUAACACUUCUUGGAUGCGCUAUCAUGUAUAUGGAGAUGGCAGCUAUAUUCCCGGUGUUGGAUAGAUACUCCUGUAUUGCAACAAAAUGGACCAGACAUAUGGGAUUCUGUAUUACAUACACAGCACUUCUGAUGAAAACAUGGAGGGUAUCAUUAACAUACCGAGUGAAGUCAGCGCACAAACUGAAGUUGACAGACAAGCAGUUGCUGCAGUGGAUGGCGCCGAUACUCCUCAUCAUGCUGGUCUACCUCGGCACCUGGACACUGUCCGCCCCGCCUGAUGCUGAAGUUAUAACAGACAACAGGGGCCUGAAAUUCAAGCAAUGUACUUACAAUUGGUGGGAUCACAGUUUAGCUAUAGGUGAAAUCCUGUUCCUACUAUGGGGCGUACGGGUAUGUUACCGCGUCCGGCACGCCGAGAGCUUGUACAACGAGGCGCGACUCAUCUCUAUAGCCAUAUACAACAUAUUUACUGUCAACUCUCUCAUGAUAGCUUUCCAUUUACUAAUAUUGCCUCGGGCUGGACCUGACAUUAAGUAUCUUCUUGGGUUCAUAAGAACUCAGCUGUCUACAUCAACAACAGUGCUGUUGGUGUUUUUACCUAAGGUUUUACGUGUGGUACGAGGUACAGGCGACACGUGGGACAGUCGAGCCCGUGCCCGUGGAGUACCAGCUUCGUCCUCACUCAAUGGCAUCGGCCUUGUGCCUGAUGAACCACCUGACCUCUAUCAAGAAAAUGAGGAACUUAAGGAAGAAGUUCAAAAGCUAGCAGCUCAGAUAGAGUUCAUGAAGAUAGUGCAGAUGGAGAUGCACAACCGUCACCUGCGGCCGCGGCCCGGCGGGUACUUCACUACCAACGCUAACUCUGCCGCGCCGCAGAGCCCUAUACAUCCAAAGACUGUUAACAUUUCACAGGACAGUACAGAGUGGAGCGGACCAGUGUGACUGGUAGCGCUGAGCGAUAGUGGGUGGUCGUGGCCGGGCCCGGCGGGCAAGCACGUCACCACCACCGUGGACGUGCGCCCCCCGGCAUACGUGUGACGUCACAACUCACCACAUCACGCAUCCAUUGCUUUGUUUCGCUCAGUUCAGUGAUCAGACUUUUAUUUGCUCUUUAAGUGGCUAAGUAACUUUAUUUCUUACAAGUUUAUCUUACUUCGGACAAUCCAAAACUUUUACUUCAACAAGACAAGUGAUUUAUAUUGUUGUUUGAACUUAUUCAUAGUGACCUCAACAAGCUAUUCGGUAGUGAGUACAGCUGUGCCAUUUAUUCCAAAAAAUUAUUGCAUCAUCAAAUCAAGUCUGUUGAUAGUGUGUAAAUGUAUUUAUAUUUUGGAAUGACGAUAAAUCGUAACUGUUGUUUAUUAGAUAGGAUAAUGUCAUUAAGUAAUAAUAUUAAAUUAGCAAUUUUUAUGUUCAAUUAUAAUAACAUUCAUAUAUUGGUAUAAAAAAGUUAGUAGUCAAUAUUGAUUACUGUUAAAUACUCAUUACAGAUAACCAAUUUGUAACAUUUACCAAAGAAUUGUAUUAAUUUUACUGUUUAGUACAAAGUGUGCUACCAAAUAAUAGCAUAGAUAGCCAUAAACUGUGUUGUUUUAAGUAUAUUAUUAUUAUGCUUAUUCUAGUUUAAUCUUCCAAGCAUUGUAUUGUAAACAUUCCAUGUUUGCAUUGUAUCCUCAAUAUUUUAUUUUAUUUUAAAUAUAAAAAGUCAUUAUAAUUCACUAUGGUCUGGUUAACCAAACAUGUUCCUUCUCAAAGAGCCCAAUAGGAGAGACAAGAAGUUUGGUUAACAAUAGACAGCCGCCUGCUCGAUGUCAUUGCAAAAAAAAAUAGAUAUCACGAAACAUCAGUCAUUCGAAUUUCAAAUUGAGAAAUUGGCGGGAAUAAAAUUAUUUAUAAUUUGUGUAAUAUAAUUAUGUGUAGCUAUAGGUACAUUAAAAUGUCGGGCACUGAGUGUUCAUCGUUAGGACAGACAAUAACAAGUAAAAUUUUCGAAAAAACAUAACUUCAUAAGUCGUUAUGGAAUUUAACAACUAAACAAAAUCAUAUUUAAUUUAGAUUUAAAUUUAAUUAUUAAGUUUGAGCAUUUUAAAACAUAACUACUCGAUGAACUAUGUAUUAUGUGUUGUAAACUAGUACAUGCAUCAUAAACCAUUUGUAUAGAUUUAGGCGUAAAAAAUUGUACAUAUGAAUCAAAAUAAAGCAUAAAUUCUAAAGUGUUGUACAUAAACUCAUUAGAGAUGUUUAAUUAUUAUUUUGUUUCAUUUACCAUCUGUGAUAAGCAGUAUUAUCAAUUAUAAUGAUGUAGUUGUAUGAAUCUUUAAAGAGUAGCCAUCUAACAUACUUUACACAGACAGAAAGAAGACUUUACCUAUCAAAAAUUGUACUGGUUGACUUUAUAACAUUAUAAUUAUAUACUUCAUAGAAUUCCAACAAAUACAGCAUCAAUGAAUAUAACCAACUACAGUAAAGCAAUUCAAAAUCUUUAAAGAUUCAAACAGCAAGCUGCUAUUAUAUGGUUUGAGAUAUAGUAUUUUAAUAGAAAAAAUCUAUCCAUUUCACUUUUAUGGUGUGUCCACAUCUAGCAAAGGUCUUAUUACGAACAACUGAAGAAUGGCGCAAGAUACGUGUAAACUUAAAAUUAUGUAGUCCAGGGUUGCUCAGGAGUGAGAUAUUUGUAAGAUGUAGAUACACCAUUAGGCUUUAGCUCAAAUAUAAAAGGCGAGCAAAGGACCGGGCCCGUUUCUUUGCCCAUCUUUUUCUAACCCUAAGAUUUCAAUCUUCACUUUCUAUUCUAACUUAGAGUAUAAUGAAUGUUUUUUUUGACGCUAGUUGGGUUGGUUAUCCUAUCAUUUACUUAAUGUAGGUGUUAAACAAUACUGUGCUACUAAGUGUGUCAUUAGAAUAUAAUUCAAAAUGGAAGUUUAUAUGCUGGUUUUUAAAUAAUUCAUGCAAAUAAAAUGUGAAACGAAGAAGUUAAUCUGUGCAUGUAUUUUGAAGUAAUCAUUAUAUUUUAUGGCUUCAAAGUUUAAGUGCAAUUUACACAAAUUAAUAGUAAUAUUAGAAUGGGUUAAGGUGGUUUAGAGGCAAAGUAUUGUGUCGUGAUAAACUACAUGUAAGUAUGUCUUUUACCUUAAUACAGUACGGCCGCCGUAUCUUGAUGACUCUGAAGUUAGCCGUUUGUCUGCGCAAUAGAUCUUUAAGGAACAAAAUUGUGUACUGCGCAGCUAAUCGGCUAACUUCAGACUCGCCAAGAUACGUCGGCGGUAUUGUAAAUGUAUGAAACUGAUAUGCUCCUGAACGCCACGAUACGAUAGCAUGUUUCCGCCUCUGUCAAGUAACCAUUAAGUUUGAUGUUCACUUUUUAAGUGUUUGGAAAGAAUUUUGUAAAUUAUAAUUAGGUGUUUAUUAUGUGUAAACUUUACACUUGUUUAUUUUGAUAUAUAUUUAAAUUUUAAUGUUGAAUUUACUGUUUGAUUUUCAAUCGAACACAAAAUAUUCUGUAAUUAAACUUGAGAGAAAUAAAUCAUAUUGAUAAUGUUCUGUAUAAAAUUGGAUAUAUUUUAACAUAAUCUUAUUCCAAUCAGACAACAACUUUGAGAGAAAAUUACUAAGAUAAUAAAUUCAGAGCAGAAAAAAAACUUAUUUCAAAGACCAGAUUUACUGUCUCAAUAAACAAAAUCUGCUUACAAAAACAUUUAGAAAUGUUAUGUACUUAAGGUGUGAACAAUCUGCCAGUAAAAUCAUCAAGUACUUAAAUGAGUGUGGUAUAACACUAAUGACUCUGAAAGAAAUAAUUGUAGCCUUUAUUCAGAAGAGUAAAACUCAUCAUUUGUAGGUGUGCCAGUAGCUUAAGUUUUAAAUGUGAUAUAAAUAAAAAUUAGUACAAUAUAAUAUUCAAUUUUUAUUUUCUUGAAUAUAAUUUUACUAUUUGAAUCUCUUUAGACUUAAACUAUUUCAUGUUCUAUGUGCCAAGUUAUAAAUUUUCGAAGUGAAUAUAAAAAUUUAAAUGUAUCAAUUUUUGUAUAGUUUUUUUUAGAUAAUAAAAUACAUUACAUAGUAAUCACAAUGUAACUGAGUGUUAUAUUAGAAUUGGUGUAAUAAGUAUUGUUAAUCUAUGAUACUCGUUUCUAGGCGAAUUUUAUGUAAGAAGUUCUGUUUUUACAUUAAAAUAAAAAUGACUGUUUAUGUUGUUUUAUUCCAUUAACCGCCUGCCAUACAUGACAAACAAUAGAAAACACAUUGUGUCUAGCAUGGUUGUGUACUCCAGCAUCUCACAUAUAAAUUCCUCCACUGAAACAUUAUCACUGUCCAUUAAAAAACAGCAUCAAAGUCCAUUGCGAAGUUUAAAGAUUUAAGCAAACCUUGGAAUAUAGUGACAGAAAAAGCGACUUUAUACUACUUAUGUAGUUACGAGCUGUCAUGUAGUUACUUAUGUAGUUACGAG